ACCGGCGUCAUUCGCCACCAUGUUCAGAGGCUGUGUGUUGUUCGCUGUUUUACAUGUUUUUUCCGCACAAGGACAGCUACCACCAAACUUGCCUCCAAACAUCCCUCAAAAAUGUUUAGGACCACCUCCAAUAGUUGAAAAACCUCACGAAUGCUGUCCAAUCCCACCCUUCUUCACAGAUGAGGAUUUCGCCGAGUGCGGCUUCCAAAAAUUGGACGACAGUGAUCCUGAAUCAAAACCACGAGGACCACCUGAUUGUUCAAAACAACUAUGCAUGUUGAAAAAGUACGAGCUCCUCAACGAAGGCGAAGAUAUCGAUGAGGAAGCCAUCACGAAGUUCCUGGACAACUGGGCUGAGAAGAACGAAGAGUUCCAGGCCGCAGCAGACCUAGCCAAGGAACGAUGUGUCGGGAAGAACCUGUUCGGACCCCCGCAGAUAUGCGAGGCCAAUAAGAUCGUGUUCUGCGUCAGCUCGACUAUUUUCGAUAAAUGUCCAACCUGGCAAGACACUGAAGGAUGUACAGCACUGAGGACUCACAUGGAUGACUGUAGACCUCCUUUCCCAAAUUAAAUAUAUUUUUUAAGUAAAUCUUACUGCUUGGC
Leguminivora glycinivorella is the source of this 603-nucleotide messenger RNA. RefSeq lists its product as uncharacterized. Bases 20 to 571 code for a protein of 183 amino acids. The transcript has 5 exons. Lineage: Eukaryota; Metazoa; Arthropoda; Insecta; Lepidoptera; Tortricidae. The record is from RefSeq and is a predicted model, not a curated record.